Messenger RNA from Parascedosporium putredinis, 1845 nucleotides. The record is from the annotation of a GenBank genome assembly. NCBI's taxonomy places the organism in Eukaryota, Fungi, Ascomycota, Sordariomycetes, Microascales, Microascaceae.
AUGGAUCCCGAGACAUCAGAUCUUCGUACUUCGAGAUUGGGGAGCCGACUCCCCGCGCCCAGGGCCAUUCCUAAGCCGAGUGGCUCCAUCAGUGCCGGGUUGACGGAACUCAGCGACUCCCAACACAAUGCGAGGUCUCAAAUCGCGAUGCCCCCUUCAUUUAACAAGGGUAUCAAGCGUGAUCUUCCCCAGCCAGCCCAAGCCUCCGAAGCGAAAAGGAAACCUCUUUCCCAGCGAGCAGGUGAAUAUCCGACCAAACCCACAACGGCAGCGCCCUCGCUCCCUCGUCCAAACGUACAAGGCAUCUCGCUCGUUGGCACCUGUUCAGGAAUCAAACAACCCAGCCGCUAUGGCUCGAAUCGCCCCCAUCCGCACAUAACCGACAAAACUCGGCGACGAAUUUUGCUACAAGCUUCGGUCCCGACAGCCGAGCUCCCCCUACUCCCGGCCCAAGACCUCGCACUCCAACCACAGCCGGUCCGCCCCGAGGAGGAAGACGGCCAAUCAGAUAACGCAUGGGAUGUCGACGGACGCCUCGGAAAUAUUGAACAGCAGUUCGAUCAGUUGAAGUCAAUCAUAGGUGAUGCCACCUCUGAUCGGGAGGCGCUGGGUUCCGCGGUUGAAAUGUACAAAUCAAGAGUGUCGGAGCUUCAAAAUGAGCGUGCCGAUUUACUACGCAGGAUGGGAGAGCUCAACUCGGACACGAAUCGAUAUCGAGAUGAGGUAUCGGAGCUGCGGAGGAACUUGGAUGAAGUCGAGUGGAGGAAUAAGAACGAGAUCGAAGCCCUGCAGCGCGCCAACGACCACGCGAGAGACGAUUUCCAGCGAUCCAUCGACGCCGAGGUGGAAAGGCUCAACAAGUCCCAUCAAGAGGAGCUCGAGGCGAUCAAGAGGCACUACGCAGCGGAGCUUGAAGACGAGCGUCGUGACAAGGGCCGGCAGGUGGACGAAAUGAGGCGCCAAAUAAGUAAUCAACAGCAGGAUAUGCACGGCGAUCUCCAGAAGAAAAAUACGGAAAUAUCAGACCUACGCAGCCAGAUGGAGAGCCUCAAGGGCGACCUCGACCGCGAGGCGACGCUCAAGAGCACGCUGCAGCUGAGUCUGGCGGAAAUGUCAGCGGCCAACGUAACGAUGGAGGCCAAGAUGAAUUCUCUCCGGUCACAGAUUGAGUUCCUGGAGUCCGACAGCAAGGCACAAUCCGACUCGUUUGCCGACAUGGAGGCGCGUCUCCAAGAGGCGCACCGCAUCGCGGACGAGGCGAAGCAAAAGCUCAUCAAGGAAGAGACGGAACGUCGAGUACUCUUCAACAAAUACCAGGAGCUCAAGGGUAACAUUCGGGUUAUGUGCCGAGUGCGGCCAGUGCUCGACACGACCGAAGGAAGCGAGGCCUUGAUCCAGUUCCCAGACGAGAAGACAUCAGCCAAAAUCGGGGUCCUCGGACCUGAGGAAAAGAGCAGCCUUGGCAACGUGGUGCGCAAGGAGUACCCCUUUGAGUUUGAUCGCGUCUUCACACCGUCGAUUAGGAAUGAAGAGGUGUUUGGCGAGAUCUCGCAGCUAGUGCAGAGCGCGUUAGACGGCUACAACGUGUGCAUCUUUUGCUACGGCCAGACGGGGUCGGGCAAGACGUUUACCAUGUCUUCGACGGACGGCAUGAUACCCCGAGCGACGCACAUGAUUUACGAGACGAUCAAGCAACUCGAGGAGAAGUCGUGGACGUACACAAUGGAGGGCUCCUUCAUCGAGGUGUACAACGAGGAGCUCCACGACCUGCUCACGCCCAACGGGCGCGAGGCGCCCAAAAGCUCGACAUUCGACACGACGACGUGCGCAAGCGAACAAUGGUGA